Toxorhynchites rutilus septentrionalis is the source of this 2162-nucleotide messenger RNA. RefSeq lists its product as uncharacterized. NCBI's taxonomy places the organism in Eukaryota, Metazoa, Arthropoda, Insecta, Diptera, Culicidae. The record is from RefSeq and is a predicted model, not a curated record. The transcript is spliced from 2 exons. The coding region runs from base 837 to 1919 and encodes 360 amino acids.
UUAUGUUAAGCAGAAACUAGCCAAUAGGACAAGCUCGCGCCAAAACGGCGCGUCAUUAGGCAAAUAAGCUGAGUAGACACUUUAUCGUAAUAAAAGGUGAGCACUUGCAGUGCUCUGCCUCUUUCUCGUGACGAUCUAGUGACUGUAAAGUAGUGGUUACCAAUAAAGUUGUUUUUUAAAAACUCAACCGCGCACGCGUAUGUAAUAACUGGUGUCAGAAGUGGGAUGCCAGCGCGAGUGUAAAAGAAAAAAGUGAUCAAGUGAAACUGCUCUGGAAAGGGUCACGCCCUGCAAUAUUCAGAAGACUCUUCUUGGAAAAGCGACGACACCCCUCUUAGACGAACUCAUCUUGAUCCGCUUGCAAGCUGGAACGGCUACUGUUACUAUGUAUCCUGGCGACAGAAGGACUUUCGACUUUACUGAUCCACGACUUAAGGCAAAGCCCCGUUGCCAUUAUCCCUUUAGGAGCGGCGAAAAUCAGCAAUAGACACAUUAGAAUUCUGCAUAAAAUAGAUCUAAACGAAAUCGAAAAUACGAUACAAAAACUAAGAAUAGACGCGGAAGAAAAAAUUGUUAACAAACAUCUACUCAGUUCCCUUAUUCAAGUGAAAAUAAGCAAACUCUAUCAAACAUUCUGGAAAAUCAAACCACACAGAGUAAGAAGGUGGGAAACAAUAGGUAAAAUAUGGAAAUACGUGUCAGGCAGUCCCGACGCGGAAGAUCUUAGAAUCAUAAAUACUACCACAAAUGCUCUUAUAGAUCAAAACGACAAACAAAUCAAAAUUAACCAUGACUUUGAAGAAAGGAUUUCAAAACUUACAAAAACUAUCAACAUAAUGAUUGCAAAUUCUAAUAACCUAGUAAACAAAGCUAUAGAAGGGCUUGAUUCUGUAAAGCUCUUAUUCAACUUAGAUGAACUCUCCCACCAAAUAGAAAUUAUAGAAGAAGCAAUUUCCCUAGCCAGGCUUAGCAUACCCAGUAGUCGGCUCAUCAGUCUACAAGAACUAACAGCAGCGCAGCAUACGCUACAGGACAACGGCCUAGGAUCAGACACCAUAGAUAAUAUCCUCGACAUAGCCAGCGCAUACGUUAUGUACUCGCAACAUUCCAUAGUCUACGUGCUCAAAAUUCCAAAGGUUACGAGCGAUGCGUUCACAUUAUACUACAUUGAACCAAUGAUUUCGAAUAGCACACGUAUUCACCUAAAAUCCAAGUACUAUCUGAAGGGUCCAAAUUCAUUUUCAUCGGAGAUACCAUGUCCAAAAACCAGAAAUUUACAUGUAUGCUUGAAUCAGCAGUUAGAAGCACCGGACAGCUGUAUUGAGCAGCUCUUUAAUGGAGAACCAUCCCAAUGCCCGAUGGAGAAAACAUACGGCCAAAACUUUGUCAAAAAGGUCGACGACUUCAAUAUCGUGGUAAAUCAAGUCAACAUGACGAUCCGCUCCAAUUGUUCAGCACACAACCAACGAUUAGAGGGAUCAUCCCUCAUUCAAAUAUCAAACUGCUCUAUUAGAUUGAAUAACGAGGAAUACUUCAACAAGGAAAUAGAAAUUCCUUCGAAACCAUUCAUUCCCACGACUGGAUUAAAGGUAACUUCAACUAAGUUAAUGGACCGUAUACCUUUGGAGUACUUACAGCAAUUGAACACAGAGCAACGGAACCACAUUAAUCAUCUAAACUUAACAACAGAUAAUCUUCAUGUGAACCUACAUCUACUUAAGUGGCUAUCAUCCGGUUCACUUUCUAUAAUAACAAUAAUCAUUAUCGGACUCGCCUUAGCCUGGACCCUUGGAGUACGCAUCCCGAAGAAGACUACCCUAUUCAUCCCUGAAGACACACCGAAACGAUUUAAGGACGAAGACAACCCGGACACGGACACGGAUUCACAACAGAAAACAGUAAUGGUACCACAAAUAUAAUAAUUCAAAAGCCGAGGACGACUUUUCGCUAGAGGAGGGAGCCGUUAGGGAUUAUGUUAAGCAGAAACUAGCCAAUAGGACAAGCUCGCGCCAAAACGGCGCGUCAUUAGGCAAAUAAGCUGAGUAGACACUUUAUCGUAAUAAAAGGUGAGCACUUGCAGUGCUCUGCCUCUUUCUCGUGACGAUCUAGUGACUGUAAAGUAGUGGUUACCAAUAAAGUUGUUUUUUAAAAACUCAACCGCG